CCAAGUUCUGGUAGCUGGGCAGUUGGUAGCUGACCUUCCUCCACCAUUCUUUUUUCCUCGUAGUAUCUCCUUUUUUUCCACCUUUCGUACUUGCUUUCGUCCUUCGGCCGGUCCGCCCUACUGCCUCGCUCACUCAUUUUCGCUACCCAUUGCUCGCUCGCACCUGAGUCAAAAUGUUCAAGACUGUCGCUAUCCUCUCUCUGGCCGUCGGGUCUGCUUAUGGCCAUGCUUUCAUCAACGCUGUUCAAGGUGCUAACGGUUUGACGGCUACCGGUUUCGGAGUUGACACGACUGGGGCCAUUCCCCGUAACGGUACCACUGAGCAACCUUUCCAGGUUGAUACGCCCGUGCUCAAGAACUUGAAGGAUGAUCCUUGCGGCGCGACCCUCCAGAGUGGCUCUAUCAACAUGGCCACUGCAAUGGCAGCCGCCCUCAAAGCCAACAACAACCAGCUGCCGACCAUUCCCACCAACGGCCUUCUCACCUUGGGUAUCCACCAGGUCAACGCCGACGGCGGAGGACCUUUUGUGGCCGAGGUCAACACUGACGGAACUGGAAAGACUUGGACGGCGGUCACCGUGACCUCGCAGCCUCCUGGCAUCAACGGUCUACUACACAAUGGGCCCGCGGACUCCAAGAUCACGCUCCAAUUACCGAACACAUUGGCUUGCACAGGCGGUUCUACGGGCAAUGCUUGCGUUAUUCGCCUGAACAACGGUGGCGCAAACACUGGCUCGAUCGCUAACGGUGCUGGGCCUUUCGGUGGUUGCGUCGCUGUCUCUCAGGCUAAUGCCGCUGCUACUGGUGCUGCUGCGACUGGUGCUGCUGCUAACGCGACCACCGGCGCUGCCGCCACGACAGGCAAGACCGCCGGUAAAGCUGGAGGCAAAACUGCGGCUGCGACUGGCGGCAAGGCUGCGGCUGGAGGCAAGGUUGCGGCUACAGCUGGAAAGGCUGCCAAGGGUGCGAAGGCUGCUCGUGAAGUCGUCAGGUCCCGCCACUUCUUCCCUUCGCUUUCUGCUCGCCGUCAGGCAAUAGACGACCUCGUUGCAAAACGUGAGGCCAUGGACGCUGAAAUUUUGGCCAAGCGUCAGAAGCUCACCGCUCAGCUUAUUGAUGAACUCAAGACCGCGACUGGCACUGCCAUCGACAUUCCGAUUGAUGCCUUGGCUGGUCACGUUGAUGAGAGUGCAUUGGGCGGUAACUCAACCAAGGCUGCCGGUGCUCUCCUCACGGAUCAACAGGCCGUUGAUAUCAAGAAGGCUGUACAGAACGCCAUUGAGCAGGCCUUCAUCAUCAUGGCGAGCACUCAAGUUGACGCUGGUGCAAACGGUCAGGCUGAGGCGGUUACCGACAAGGCGAACGCUGACGCUGAUGCCGCGUUCAAGGCCGGUCAGAUCAAGUCUGUGAACGCUGGCAAUGCCGGUGUCGGUGAACCCAACACUGCAGUCAUCAACUCUCUCCUGGGAGGCAUUGCGACAGCUACUGCUGACUUGGCUGGCGGAGCAGGUGCAGCUGCAACCAUCACGAGCGCCCCGCCGGCUUCCACUGCUGCUACCGGCGGCAAGAAGACUGGCGGCAAGGUUGCUGCGGGUGUUGGCAAAGGUGUUGGGGCUGCGGCAGGGGCGAAAACAAAUGCGGCAGCGGGCGCCAAAGGUGGUAAGAGCCGGUUCGCUCGCGACAGCUAUUAGGAGGUGCAUCCCAGGGUUGAUUGAUUCGAUACUGGGUACAUCGGAACCUUACACGAAAGGAUGGUCGGUCGGUCGUGUCUUUCCUUCAUAGCCCUUUUCUCGUAGCAUCAUUUUGUGCGGAAUUCUACCAUGCUUGUCUCAGAUC
Heterobasidion irregulare TC 32-1 is the source of this 1836-nucleotide messenger RNA. It is a transcript of the gene CAS1, whose product is annotated as CRISPR-associated protein 1. The record is from RefSeq and is a predicted model, not a curated record. Lineage: Eukaryota; Fungi; Basidiomycota; Agaricomycetes; Russulales; Bondarzewiaceae. The transcript has 9 exons. Bases 174 to 1691 code for a protein of 505 amino acids.